Messenger RNA from Papaver somniferum (opium poppy), 1488 nucleotides. RefSeq names its product mitochondrial fission protein ELM1-like. Lineage: Eukaryota; Viridiplantae; Streptophyta; Magnoliopsida; Ranunculales; Papaveraceae. The transcript is spliced from 7 exons. The record is from RefSeq and is a predicted model, not a curated record. Bases 1 to 579 code for a protein of 192 amino acids.
AUGAUCAUCCAAGAGUGGUUGCAUACUUUAUUAAGUAAGCUUGAAUGUAUUCAUGCUGGCUUGGCAUCUGUUUUAGAUGCUGAUGCAAAGCGCAUUGCAACAAUGUCUCGUGAGACUUUUGAGAAGGAUGGUCCUUUAUUAGUGGUUGCAUCUGGUCAGGAUACCAUCUCUGUAGCAGGUUUGGUAGAAAAAUUGGCUCCAGAAAAUGUCUUUGUGGUUCAGAUACAGCAUCCAAGGAUGAAUCUGAGUAGGUUUGACGUCGUGAUUACCCCUCGGCAUGACUAUUAUCCAUUGACUCCUCAAGUACAAGUACAGAUCCCUAAGUUUUUUCGUGAGUGGGUGACUCCAUAUGAACCACCUAAUAAGAAUGUGUUUCCCUCAUCUGUUGCAACUUGUUAUCUGAACUUAGUGUUUCGAGAUCUAAUAAGUCAUAUAACAGGCCACUGUUGUUACAGAGCUGAUCUUGUCAAGCAGUUAAUAGGCUCUGGACAGAAUGUGCUAGCAAGCUGUGGAAGUCUUAGAAUCUCUUUCUCUAGGAGGACCCCUCAGAAGAGCCAAACCCACACAUGGGACAUUUAGCUUGGGCAGAUGCGUUUGUCAUCACCCCUGAUUCAGUCAGUAUGCUGAGUGAGGCUUGUGGCACAUGGUAAUACUCAAAGGAGAACCUUCUUUCUGGUUUAUGGAAUGUGAAUCCAUUCUGAGGCUGCCUGAGUUAAACUAUUUUGUUGAUCUCGCGGAAAACCUGUUUAUGUUAUUAGAGCAGAGAGAUGUACAUGGAAGUUUGAAGACUUCUAAAGGUGUCUCCAACAAUGUGGUGUAACUAGGCCAUUCACGGGUAAAGAGGAUAUAUCAGAGAGUUAAAGCUACCCUUCUCUUAAUGAUACUGCAGAAGCAGCUAAGUGUGCACAAGAAGCCAUUUGCUGAACAUUAUGGAGCUUGUGGCCUUGAAUAGAAGAAUCUUCUGAUCAGAUUUAUCAGUUAUCAUCGCUAUGAGUUACAGAUCAGUUGGACGGUGUUCUGAUUGCCUACGUUGAAGCUUGGUGGUGUGAUUGCUUUCAGACAUAAGACCAAAGAGGAGAUAUAGUGAAAGUGAGUGCUAGAAGAUGAUACAUUUACCAUAAAUUGAUCUGAAAUAUUUUCGAUAUUUCAGAUCAAAAAUGUUUUUGCAAUGUUUUCACAUUGUAACACCUAAGGUACAGCCGCAUCAGAAGCUCCUUCGGCUUUGUAAAUUACAGAGAGUCGGAGAAUUUGUACGCCUUCAAUUCUUCUUUUACAUCAUGGCAGAGACAUGAAUACAAGAAAAACCUUAUCAUUUUGGGAUAGUCAAAUGGUUAUAAAGACAGUUAUUUCUCCAACCUUAUGGGUUGAGUGGCUUGUCAUUUCUGUUGAAAAAGGUUUUCAUACUGGUAUAUUUUCAGCUCAAUGGUGGUGAUGUGGCUUUGGUGUACCUAAACUGUAAUAAAGCUAUCUGGCAACUCCAGUGCUGUC